GUUAUUUUAAAAUAUAAUUGUACAGUAUUAUGACUGAUUCUUUCUUUUGAAGAGAAUCCGCAAUCAGUAUUUUAUAGUUUAAUUUACAUAAGUUUUAAAUAACUCUAACAAAAUGUCUAGCAAUACAUCCUAUCAAGAUGAAACCCCCGUCGUUGAGGUUAUCUUCGAAAAGGAUUUGUCGUCUUCCGAAGAACCUCCCAUGGAAGAAUGGUCUUCUUUGCUUUUCGAAGUGCCUGAAGAAAAUGUGAAGCGACUACAAUAUGCUGAGGGGCUGUACGACCCAGGGAGCGGAGAAAUUUGCACGAAGUACAUUCCACUUUCUGCCAGCUCUAUAUUACGACAUCCUUAUUAUAAUUAUCCGGGAAUAAUCGAUCCUGGAAUCCAAGAGGCUCUUCUACAUCCAGAACCAAAGAUAAUUUACCCUGAUGACGGACAAGAGCUAUAUAUGGCUCUCUGCAACGAAAUGGAUAUUUGUCCUGUAAGAUCAUUCUAUCGAGAACUCCUGGAAGACAAAAUAGAUUUAAAGUUCUACGGUAUCAAUCCUAACGGGUUUCGGGCCAUGGCAAUGGCUCUGAAACUGAAUAGGUUUGUAACAGUUCUCGAUUUGACAGACAAUUGGAUAAACGAAGACGGCUGUUUCCAUUUAGGUGAGAUGAUAUUAGAAAAUUAUACUCUUACAGAAUUAAAUCUGACUGGUUGUAGAAUUGGUCCAACGGGAGCAAAACGCCUGUGUGCUCACUUGCAUUUGAACAAGACUCUCCGAGUUCUGAAUCUUUCUAAAAAUAAGUUAAACGAUGAUGGUGUAGAUAUACUUGCCAAUGCUAUAUUUAGGGGUUCUGCACUGACACAAAUAAACCUUAGUUAUAAUAAUCUAACUGGAAAAUCUCCGGCAAAGUUAGCUGAAGCUUUUGAAACUAAUAACAGACUCACUCAUUUGGACAUGUCAUGGAAUAGCAUGUUGUCUCCUAAUGCAAUAUUCGCGCUCUGUACUGAACUGUCAACGAACCGCGCAUUUGAAGUAUUAAAUUUGUCGUGGAAUUCUCUGAGUGGGUCUCGCAUCGGAAAGGCAAUAGCUAAACUAUUGAAGCAUCCGAAACUUCGUCAUUUAAAUUUGAGUAAUAAUAAAUUGGAGGGACCAGCUAUAAGAUUCUUAGCAGCCGGUUUACCAAGGGCCCCGAAGUUGGAUACGUUGGACUUGUCUUAUAAUCCGCUGUCGGAAGCUGACGCGAUAAAGUUGGUGGAGCGUUUGAGGGAAUCGAAAGUUAAACUGAAGCGGCUCUUGCUUGAUAACGUGGCUGUGAAUGCAGAGUUCAUGGAGAUCAGGAAAGAGGUCCUGGCCUACAAGUCCCGUAGCGACACUGUUAUCACUUGGGGCAGCCUUAAUGAAACAUUUGUACCGAAAGGCACCGAUAUCAGGGAUAUAGUUUUCAACAGAUGUGAGGCUAUCUGCAAGAAAUCUAAGAAGAGACCAGUAGACAUAGCGCUUGUUAUCCAGCAGAUGUACAGGGAUAACCCCGAACCCCUGACUGUUAAGGCCUUUACAAUUACUGUGAGAAGUCAUGGGGCUCAACUUGACGACGAUUUAAUCGAGGAGCUGGCUGUAAGGUUUCCAGGGCCAAGGACUGAGAAAAUGAGGUUUGUGAGUUUACCCGCAAUGAUUGAUUAUCUUAAGCGUAAAUGGCCAGAUCGGAAACUUCCUCCAACACCACCUCCCGAGCCCGAACCGAUACCAGUACCUAAAAAAGAUAAAGGGAAAGGAAAAAAGAAAUAAUUAUUAAUUAAUAUUAUAAGUUAAUUAGUAACGUUUACAUUUCUAAAUGUUAUUCAGGAUAAAAUGUGAUUUGUAAGUAUUUAAUUAAUAUAAUUUGUUUUACUUUCUAGAUUAUUAUUAAACUCAUAUGUGCUA
Molecule: messenger RNA, 1906 nt
Organism: Plodia interpunctella (Indianmeal moth)
Lineage: Eukaryota; Metazoa; Arthropoda; Insecta; Lepidoptera; Pyralidae
Product: leucine-rich repeat-containing protein 74B-like
Exons: 1
Coding region: 113-1771 (552 amino acids)
Molecular function (GO): GTPase activator activity; protein binding
Source: RefSeq, a predicted model, not a curated record